This is a messenger RNA of Stylonychia lemnae, 2262 nucleotides long. NCBI's taxonomy places the organism in Eukaryota, Ciliophora, Spirotrichea, Sporadotrichida, Oxytrichidae. The record is from the annotation of a GenBank genome assembly.
AUGGACUCAUAAAAUCAAAGUAAUAUUUAGGCAUCCCCAGAUGAACUCAAUAGAUUUAGAGGUACACUCAAAUUUAUUUCCCAUUUAACAUUAAUAUCUAUAGUUGUCUUAAGAGUGAGACCAUUCUUAGAUGAAGAAUUAACUGGAGGGAAAAAAGGCAAGCAGUAGUGCAUACAAUUUUACAAUGAUAACUAAUCAUUAUCAAUGAUAAGACCAAAUCAAGAUGUUAGGAACUUUAAAUUCGACUGUGUGCUUGACUAAGAAUCAGACUAGAUUCUGGCUUAUGAUCAAAUAGCUUAUCCUGUAGUCCAAGAUGUUUUAAAUGGUUUCAAUGGAGUUGUAAUGGCCUAUGGUCAAACUGGCUCCGGGAAAACUCAUACUAUCUUUGGAAGUCGAGCCUCUUUAGAUCACUUGUAUACAAUGAAGGGUCAGGGAGAUCUACAUGAAGAGAGUGGUAUUGUUCCUAGAUGUGUGACACAUCUCUUCGACUACAUCAAGAUAAAUCCUAAUAAAGCACAGUUCAGAGUGACGAUGUCCUUCCUGGAAAUUUAUAAUGAAUAAAUUACUGAUCUGCUCCUGCAAACUAACAAUGGAUCAACUAGUCCUGGAGGAAAUAAUCAGGGAUCAAACAGUCACACCAGAAAUUCUUCAACUAGCCCUAUUAGAGGAGGUGGAUCAUCGACAUCUAUUGGAAAUUCAGCAAGCUAAGGUCAAAACUUAAAGAUCAGAGAAGAUCAAAACACAGGUAUCUAUGUGGAUGGAUUGACCUAAGUUAAUGUUAAAUCUAAGGAUCAACUUUAUUAACUCAUAAAAAUUGGCGCAAAACUGCUGCAAAUUUUCGUGGAGUAGAGAUGGAUUGAGACUGGCUAAGAAAGCGGGUUGCUGAAAGAUGAUAGGAAUGCUUCACCAUAAAAGACAUCAAGAUAACAAUUUAAAAAAAGGCAUCAUAAAAAAGCCCUUUUGACUAUAGUUGAUUUAGCUGGUUCUGAAAGGUUAUCGAAAACAGGGUCAGAAGGCUUGAGACUUCAAGAAGCUAAAAACAUCAAUAAAUCUAUAGCAGCACUGAGUAACUGCAUUUCUGCACUUGCCUCUGAGACAAAAAACACUUUUGUGCCAUUUAGGGACAGUAAGUUAACCCGUUUACUCACUCAUAGUCUUGGAGGAAACUGCAAAACUACUAUUUGUGCCUGCAUUAGUCCCUCACUCAUUCAUUAUGAUGAGUCUUUUUCUACUCUGUUAUUUGCAGCUAGAGCAAUGAGUGUGCGAACUUAUGUUACAAUGAAUGAAAAGAUUGAAUACAAACCUAUUGAUGAAUAUGGAAGAUCUCUCACGCCUGGCUCCUCAGCGAAAUUCCAAUAGACUCCUAAUGAAAAAGUUUUGAUGAAGUAGAAUUCUAAACUUCAAGAAGAGACUGAAGAGUUGAGGCAAGAAAUAUAAACACUGCGAGAGUAGAUAAAGAAGCAGCAGUCUAUGGUGUCCUCGUUCACAACGAUGCCUAAUAACGGUACUCCUGGUCCUUAUGCAAAUUAGUUCAAUAAUGGAUACACAAACAGCAACCAAAAUAAUAAUUACAAUUCAAAUAACACUCAUAAUACGAGUGUUGAUGGAAACUAAAACACUGCUGCUACCAAUUGGGGAUUCAAACCAAAUAAUCAGCAAAGCAGAAAUUCAGCAAUAUCUAAUUAAGCCUAACAACAGAUAGCUCGAUCUCAAAGUCCAAAUCCAAGUCACCAAUACAAUCCAAUUAUAUUGCACUAAAUGUCAGGUAAAAAUCAACAAAUUUUUGGCACAGUCUACAUGAAUGGUAGUCCUUAGAAAACAGUUCUCAUGUAAUAGCCGCUUAUUAACUAGAACGGCUUUAUGCUUAAUUAAAUUACUCCUUAAGAUAGUGAACACUUUACUCCAAUGGAUGGCACUGGAAAUGUUCCAGGCAUUGCUCCCUAAACCUAGUAAAAUGCGAGUGUGAACAACAGCUAUUCUCACAUGAACAACCUUAAGCAAUCGCAUUAAGUCUACUAAUAGUAGCAAAAGGAUGCCUAAUUGACUUAGAAGCUUGUAUGUAUCAUCGACACACUGCAGGAUGAGUUGACCUUUAAGACUCUACAAGUAAACUAACUAAUGGAAGAGAAUCUAAAGCUAAAGUAGAUGCAAGGGCUAGGAAUAUCCAAUGACGGGAAUAUCCAAGGAAGCAUAGAUAACCUUCUUUCGAAUCCUAGUUUCAGAGCUGCUCUGUUUGAAAGACUUUCCAAGUAAAAUUUCUGA